This is a messenger RNA of Sinocyclocheilus anshuiensis, 6140 nucleotides long. RefSeq names its product CLIP-associating protein 1-like. NCBI's taxonomy places the organism in Eukaryota, Metazoa, Chordata, Actinopteri, Cypriniformes, Cyprinidae. The record is from RefSeq and is a predicted model, not a curated record. Gene Ontology annotation, biological process: mitotic spindle assembly; establishment of mitotic spindle localization. Gene Ontology annotation, molecular function: microtubule binding; kinetochore binding. The coding region runs from base 331 to 5145 and encodes 1604 amino acids. The transcript has 46 exons. Gene Ontology annotation, cellular component: kinetochore; mitotic spindle; spindle microtubule.
CAAAAUAUCAACUGAGGAUCUACCCACGGAAAACGGUUCCCAAGUAGCGGCUUUCGAGCGAUAUGCCAGGACAUAAAGUGAUGUAUUGGCCAUUUGACAGGAUUUCCCUGCAGAAGGAUUUACUCCACCAGUGUUUGAUCUGUCGAUUAUAAUAUUGUUCAGUCGACACAUGUUGCACCGGUGCCGUGCACAAUCCCGCAUUCAUACUUCCAGCGGCCUUUUGCAUCCCACAUCCCUUCAGGAUCCUGUCUUUAGAUUAACAAGAUCUAAAACUCUGUUUUCUGGCCAGUAUUUGUGUGUUUAUGAGCCGUGGUCCAUCUCGGCAAAGUGAUGGAGCCAAACAUGGAGUACAUAGUGGCACAGGUCACGCAGAAGGAGGUUGGACGUCGCUUCCAAGUGGGGCCGGAAAUCAUAGACUACAUCCUGGACAGACAGGAGUCACAUGACCUGGAGCACGAUCAGAGCAUGCUGGACAGGAUGGUGGACAGUCUGGCAACCUCAUGGGUCAAUGCGAGCAAUUUCAAGGUGGCGCUGCUGGGUAUGGACAUAGUAUCUGCUUUAGUGACCAGACUACAGGAACGCUUCAAAACACAAAUAGGAACAGUUCUGCCCAGUUUAAUUGAUCGUUUAGGCGAUUCUAAGGACCAGGUUCGAGAUCAAGCGCAGUCACUUCUAUUAAAAAUCAUGGACCAAGCGGCCAAUCCGCAGUAUGUUUGGGACCGAAUGCUGGCCGGAUUCAGACAUAAAAACAACCGGACCAGAGAAGCUGUUUGCUUUUGCCUUAUUGCCACUCUUAAUGUAUCCGGAGCUCACGGUUUAACCCUUAGCAAGAUAGUUCCUCAUAUUUGUCAUCUGUUAGGAGACCCAGCGAGUCAGGUUCGUGACGGUGCAAUGAACUGUCUGGUGGAGAUUUACAGACACGUCGGGGAGAGAGUGAGGGUGGAUCUGGGGAAGAAGGGGCUGCCGCAGUCACGAUUGAAUGUGAUUUUCAGCAGGUUUGAUGAAGUCCAGCGGUCUGGGAACAUGAUCCUGUCCUCAGAUAAGAACAUGGAUGAUGAGGAUUCUGUGGAUGGAGGUCGUUCCUCGUCAUCGGUGCGGCGGACGGGAUCCCUGCGCAGACCGAGCUCCGCAUCCAGCACCAAGAGCUCAGGUAAGGAGAGCUCUGCUGCCGGUGCUGUUGAUGAAGAAGACUUCAUCCGUGCCUUUGAAGAUGUGCCCGCCGUACAGAUUUACUCGGCUCGAGAGCUCGAGGACUCCAUGAACAAGAUCCGAGAAACUCUGUCCGAUGACAAACACGAUUGGGAACAGCGAGUAGCUGCACUGAAGAAGGUUCGUUCUCUGCUGUUGGCCGGCGCAAGCAAAUACGAUGGUUUUUUGCAGCAGUUACGGCAGCUGGAGGGGCCGCUCAAACUCUCGGCUAAAGAUCUGCGCUCGCAGGUGGUGCGCGAGGCCUGUAUCACACUCGGGCAUCUGUCAUCUGUGUUGGGUAAUAAAUUUGAUCACGGAGCCGAGAACAUCAUGCCAACGUUACUGAACCUCGUCCCCAACAGCGCUAAAGUUAUGGCCACGUCUGGAAUGGCGGCGAUUCGUCUCAUUAUACGGCACACUCACUAUCCACGUCUGAUUCCCAUCAUGACCAGCAACUGCACGUCUAAAUCAGUGGUCGUCAGACGACGCUGUUAUGAGUUUUUAGAUCUUCUGCUUCAGGAGUGGCAGAAGAAUUCUCUGGAGAGGCACAUCGCUGUCCUGAUGGAAACCAUUAAGAAAGGAGUUAAUGAUGCCGACUCUGAGGCCAGAUCAGUCGCUAGGAAAUGUUACUGGGGUUUCCACGCCCACUUCAGUAAGGAGGCGGAGCAUCUGUUUCAGGCGCUGGAACUGACCUAUCAGAAAGCGCUGCAGUCUCACCUGAAGAGCUCCGACAGCAUCAUGUCUCUGCCGCAGUCCGAUCACUCGUCCUCCAGCUCGCAGGAGAGCCUCAAUCGGCUGCUGUCUGCUAAAACACCUGUCGGGAGCAACUUGAGCAAAACUAAAGUGGUGAGUUCUCGCGCAUCCUCUUCGUCCGGCUCUCUCCAGCGAUCGCACAGCGAUGUGGACGUUAACGCCGUGGCCAGUGCCAAAUCACGAAUGCCUGCUGUUGCUGCUACCGCCCCCUUCAGCUCAGCCGCGGCACUGCCGCCCGGUUCCUACGCCUCUCUGGAUGCGGCUGGUAAUGUGGAGGCUAAAGUGGUGAGUUCUCGCGCAUCCUCUUCGUCCGGCUCUCUCCAGCGAUCGCACAGCGAUGUGGACGUUAACGCCGUGGCCAGUGCCAAAUCACGAAUGCCUGCUGUUGCUGCUACCGCCCCCUUCAGCUCAGCCGCGGCACUGCCGCCCGGUUCCUACGCCUCUCUGGAUGCGGCUGGUAAUGUGGAGGGUCGUGUGCGAACAAGACGACAGAGUUCAGAGAUGGCAGCUGGGGGCGGAGCUUCUGUGACUGACAGUAGGGGGCGGAGCCGAGCCAAAGCUGUGUCCCAAUCACAACGAUCCAGAUCAGCUAAUCCGGUGGUGGGUAAAACUCACGCGGGCAGCCGCUCUAGUUCACCCGGGAAGCUCUUGGCGCGCUCUUCCAUGAGAAUCCCUCGAUCCGCCGGAUCCGCUGGAGCGCCGUUGGACAAACGCAGUAAGAUCCCGUGCAAUCAAGGCUGCAGCCGAGAGACGAGUCCCAGCCGUGCACGAAACGUGCGGGCCAGUCGUAUCCCGCGCCCCAGCAUGAGUCAGGGCUGUAGUCGUGACACCAGUCGGGAGAGCAGCAGAGACACCAGUCCGGCUCGAGGGUUCAGUCUGCUGGCAUCCCACAGACACUCUCGCUCCACCAGCGCGCUGACGGCCGGCGAUGUCCUGCAGACAGAUCGGUUCGGUCUCAUCCAUCAGGCAAUGCGGAUCUUGAACACGGGCACAGAGGUGGAGGCGGCCGUGGCAGACGCUCUGCUUUUAGGAGACUCCAGGAAUAAGCGGAGGCCGAUGCGGCGGCGGUACGAAUCUCCCGGCAUGUACUCGGAUGACGACGCAAACAGCGACGCAUCCAGCGCCUGCUCCGAACGCUCCUUCAGCUCCCGUAACAGCGCUGCUCCACAUUACCUGCGUCAGACGGAGGACGUGGCCGAGAUCCUGAACCACUGCGCCAGCUCCAACUGCUCCGAGAGGAAAGAAGGGCUGCUGGGACUCCAGAACCUCCUGAAGAGCCAAAGAGUGCUCAGUCGUGUGGAGCUGAAGAGACUGUGUGAGAUCUUCACCCGGAUGUUUGCAGAUCCUCACAGCAAGAAUGUGCUUAGCAUGUUCCUGGAGACGCUGGUGGACUUCAUCAUGUUGCACCGAGAGGAUCUUCAGGACUGGCUCUUCAUUCUGCUCACGCAGCUGCUGAAGAAAAUGGGGGCCGAUCUUCUGGGCUCUGUUCAGGCCAAAGUUCAGCGGGCCCUCGACGUCACCAGGGACUCUUUUCCGUACGAUCAGCAGUUCAACAUCCUGAUGCGGUUUAUCGUGGAUCAGACUCAGACCCCAAACCUCAAGGUGAAGGUGGCCAUCCUGAAGUACAUCGAGUCUUUGGCCAGACAGAUGGAUCCGUCAGACUUCGUGAACUCCAGCGAGACACGGUUAGCCGUCUCUCGAAUCAUCACGUGGACCACAGAGCCGAAGAGCUCAGACGUCAGGAAGACGCUUCAUAUCUGGCUGAAUGAGGAGGCGUCGGGCAGGAGCUCCACUGUGGCCUCCCUGCCGGGGGAAAGUAACCUGGAGGAGAGAUGUAAGCAGGUAUCUCAGGCGUCUCCCAGCGGCAGCAGCAUUGUGGGACGCACCCCUCCACGACACCCGGUGACCCGCAGCAGCCCGCUGACCUCACCCACUAACGGCUCACACGGGGGACUGUCACCCAGUCGUUUGUUUGGCCGGAGCUCAAAGCCUUCUUCUAACCUCCCUCCUCCCCACCCCGGCCCUGCCACCCCCCCUCUCUGGACCUACCGGAGGGCGUAUUCGCCCAGUAUGCUGGAGUGCAACACCGAGAACAUGAACUCAGAGGAGAUCUUCAGCUCGUUGAGAGGUGUAACCGAAGCCAUCCAGAGCUUCAGUUUCCGCAGUCAGGAAGACAUACUCGAGCCCAUCAAACAUGACGGCAAGAGGGAAGAUACGACCGGUGUGGAUCCUCGUCUGUCCGCUGGUGUGAUGGAGGGAGGCCGGACAGCGCUGGACAACAAGACGUCAUUAUUAAACACACCGUCCCCUCGAUCGUGGGCUCGCGAAUACAACCCAUACAACUACAGCGACUCCAUCAGCGCCUACGAGAAAGGAGCUCUCGCCGUGUUUGACGACGUGGAGCACAUCCGAGACGAUCAUCCACAGGACUGCGGAGAAAACAAAAUCAUGCAUUCGAAAGGUUUUUCUGCAGGACCCAGGCAGCACCUGGAGAUGAUUGGUGAUCUGCUGAAGGAGCUGUCCAAUCACAGCGAGCGUGUGGAGGAGAGGCGGGCCGCUCUGCUGGAGCUGCUGAAGGUCACGCGUGACGACAGUCUGGCUGUGUGGGAGGAGCAUUUCAAAACCAUGCUGCUGCUGCUGCUGGAGACGCUGGGAGACAGAGACCACACCAUCCGAGCGCUGGCUCUGCGCGUCCUGAAAGAGAUCAUGCGCAGUCAACCGGCGCGCUUCAAGAACUACGCAGAACUCACCAUCAUGAAAACCCUGGAGGCCCAUAAAGACUGCCACAAAGAGGUGGUGCGGGCGGCAGAAGAAACGGCGUCCACGCUGGCCGGAUCCAUCCACUCGGAGCAGUGCAUCAAAGUCCUGUGUCCCAUCAUCCAGACGGCCGACUAUCCCAUCAACCUCGCCGCCAUUAAAAUGCAGACCAAAGUAAUCGAGCGCAUUCCCCAGGAUUCCCUGAUUCAGCUCCUGCCCGACAUCAUCCCGGGACUCUUACAGGGUUAUGAUAACACAGAGAGCAGCGUACGCAAGGCCAGUGUGUUUUGUUUGGUGGCCAUUUAUUCUGUCAUCGGUGAAGAUCUGAAGCCUCAUCUACAGCAGCUGACCGGCAGCAAGAUGAAGCUGCUGAAUCUGUACAUCAAGCGAGCUCAAACCACCAACAGCAACAGCAGCAGCUCUUCAGACGUCUCGUCUCACAGCUGAAUCACUCCUCCAUGCGUCCUCAAGCGCUCUCCUGUGAUUUUGCACAUUUGCGAGUAGAUCUCUAGCUGCGCGUGCGCAUUCGCUUCAUUAAAGGGCACGUGAUUCAUUGAACAGGUGCAAACACUUACACCAUUCAACCAGAGCCCGCCGAGGUUUGUGAUCAGCUGCGUUUGUCCAACAUGCUGCGUGUGUGUAUGUGUGUGUGUGUGUGCAGCAGUCGUGCCUCUGUGUGUAAGAGAAACUGUUUUUAUUGCUCUUUUACCGUUGCUGUGGCGUUUAUCGUCCUCAUAUUCAAAGCACAUGUAAUGUUCUGUCCGAUCGGCCAAUCAGGAGUCGUCUUGCCUCUCAUUGGUGAAUGUAACGCCUAUUUUUACAUCUUUAACGCUGCUGCCUCAAGUUCUCUAGGAUGCUCUUUUAGUGACGAGAAUCAUUUUUGGCCAUUUAAGAAUAUGCAAGAAGCGAGAUUGUAUUUGUACAGUAUUUGUUUUAUUUCCGGCCAACAGGCGAAGAGCUUUUGACUGUAAGAACGAUGAAUAUUAGCGCAAAUUUAGUUCAAAAUCUCACAUUCCAGCGCUGAAGAACCAUGAUUAUUUCAACACUAACAUGGAGAUUUAUGAUAAAUGUGUCUCCUUUUUUUAUUUAAGGACCACAUUGAUGGGUUUUUGUGUACAAAAUAUACAAUUUGAUAAUCUGAGAAAUAAAUAAUUCAGUGAGAAAGUAUUAGAAUCUUCCUCAGAAAUGAUCCAAAACAAAACUGAAUCAUUACAUUAAAGAUUCACUUACACACACACACUAGAUGUAUGAUACAAAUCAACGUAAAAGCGGAAUUCUAAACUUUUUAAAGCGAUAAUUGUAACUAAAAAUAAUCCAAAUUGGAUUUUUACUAGUUAAUUGCUGUUUUAACCCAGUUGUUGUGCUUUAGGAAGGUUUGCGCCUGUUUGUGCCGUUUAAAGUGCUCUGUUAGUCUUUUUGUACCCGGUUUUAAAUCUUGGUGC